GUAAUAAGAGUGACAGGUUUUAUGAAAGGACUUUACACGGAUUUUGAGUUGAAAUCGGAUAACGUUAAGGAUAAAGAUGCCAAAAUCAGCUUCCUUCAGAAGGCAAUUGAUGCUGUUGUGAUGGUAACAGGAGAGCCACUGUCAGUUAAACCAGCGCGUGUUGUGGCUGGGCAUGAACCUGAGAAAACCAAUGAAUUUCUUCAGGCAAUUGGGAAGUGUUGCUUAAAUAAGCUGUCCAGUGAUGCUGCUGUUAAAAGGAUCUUAGCUGGGGAAAGAGCUGAUCCUAAAGGGAAACCUCCCACCUCUAGGUCUCGAGACAAAGAAAGCAGAGAAUCCAAAACAGAGGAACGAAAAAGCCAUAAAGAUAAAGAGGGUAGAGGAGGUGCUGAAACUAAAGACAGAAGCUCAAGUGGAGGCAGAAGAGCCAAAGGAGACUUGAAAGAGAGUGAAGGAAGGGAAAAUGAAAGUGAUAAACAUAAGGAUAAUGAAGACAGGCACAAAGACCCUGAAAGAGACACCUUUAAGGAAGGAGAAAAACAAGAAAGGGAAAGAAGCAGAAGCAGAACAGCCAAGCAAGGAAGAGAAACAGAAAAAAACAAGAGCAAAGGGGACAUAGAACAAGAAGAUGAACUCGGGCAUGAUAAAGGACAAGAAAGAGAGAAAAAAUAUGAAGGAGCAAGAGAAAAGGACACACUGAAAGGAAGAGACAAAGAUAAGGCUAGGGACAGAGAACGAGAGAAAGACAGGGAGAGAGGAAAAGAUCGGGAAAGGGAUAGAAAAAGGGACAGAGAAAAAGAUGGGGAGCACUUAAGAGAACAUGGAAAUGAUAAAGCAGAGAAAAAGUCUGCAGAUGCUGAGGAAUCCACACUUAGAAAACCAAGGAGGCCAUCUAAAGACAGCAAGUGCCAGCCAGAUCAUGAG
Molecule: messenger RNA, 921 nt
Organism: Nestor notabilis (Kea)
Lineage: Eukaryota; Metazoa; Chordata; Aves; Psittaciformes; Psittacidae
Product: TRAF3-interacting protein 1-like
Exons: 5
Biological process (GO): cilium assembly; intraciliary transport; regulation of microtubule cytoskeleton organization
Cellular component (GO): intraciliary transport particle B; axoneme; centrosome
Molecular function (GO): microtubule binding
Source: RefSeq, a predicted model, not a curated record